UUGACACUCUUGACACUCUUUGACUCUCUCUUAACUAUUUUUUUACCCUUCUAUCAUUUGGGGGCUCUCUAAACAGUCAUUCAAGCAUAGCAGACUUUAUAAUAUAACAUACGCAACAAGCACUCAAGAUGCAUAUUCAGGACACAACCAUCGUUAAACCCCCAACAUUCAAUCAACCCGAUAUCGAACUUGACUCGACAGCUCACACAACAAUCACAAUCACUACCAACCCCCACCCCUCGGACAAUAGUACAACGACCCCGCAACAAACUAAACCCCGCCCGCUUUACUUUGCCUACGGAUCCAACCUCUCCUUCACACAAAUGCGUCUCCGCUGCACAUGCGACCCUGAUCUCUCAUCUAAGCCGGUCGCCAUCGCCCGCUUAGAUCAUUGGCGCUGGUUGAUCUGCCAAGCUGGCUAUGCGAAUGUGAUACCACCCGCUGAGUUACGUGUUGGCCGGGAAGCGGAUGAGGGUGAAGACGUACCUGUUUCUGGGGAUGACGAUGCGGUUUAUGGGGUCUUGUAUGAGAUGGACAUCGAGGAUGAGCGGUUGCUUGAUGGCUACGAGGGUAUUGACCGGUCGGCGCUGCCGUCGCGGGCUACGCAUAAGGUUCCGGCGCAUAUUCGACCGACGGAACAAGGCCAUGGGGACUAUAAUAAGUGGUAUGUUCCGGCUACGGUGACGGUGUGGUUGGAUGAGGAACAGAAGAAACGGAGGGAGCGUGGAGUUAUCGAGACCUUAGUUUACGUGGACGAGGAGAGGGUGCGGGUAGGUCCCCCGAGAGACGAGUACAUCCCGCGGAUGAACCGUGCGAUCCGCGAGGCGGAAUCUUUAGGAUUCCCUAAGAAGUGGGCAGAUGAGGUAAUGAGAAAGUCGAUCCCUUUGAAUUAGGCUGUCAUUGGUUUUACCUUGCAUAGAUAAUGUUUCGUGGUGAUGUUUGCAACUAGACAAGAGUUGAUGACUGAAUGAUUACAAUGGUACAACUU
Molecule: messenger RNA, 988 nt
Organism: Aspergillus caelatus
Lineage: Eukaryota; Fungi; Ascomycota; Eurotiomycetes; Eurotiales; Aspergillaceae
Product: gamma-glutamylcyclotransferase family protein
Exons: 1
Coding region: 129-893 (254 amino acids)
Molecular function (GO): gamma-glutamylcyclotransferase activity
Source: RefSeq, a predicted model, not a curated record